Molecule: messenger RNA, 756 nt
Organism: Camponotus floridanus (Florida carpenter ant)
Lineage: Eukaryota; Metazoa; Arthropoda; Insecta; Hymenoptera; Formicidae
Gene: ND-B16.6
Product: NADH dehydrogenase [ubiquinone] 1 alpha subcomplex subunit 13
Exons: 3
Coding region: 181-642 (153 amino acids)
Source: RefSeq, a predicted model, not a curated record
UUAUAAUUAGUGUCGUAUUGCUACAUACAUUGGAGUCUCGUCUCCUUCCGGAGGACGAGUAUGACGUUACGUGUUGUGGAUGAAUUAUUUUCGAGGCUUUUCUCUUGAGUUAUAAUCAAGUGAUGUUCUAUAAAAUCUAAUUCGAGUAUCACUAUCGCAGGACACAGCUAUUGACGCAGGAUGGACGCGGCUGCAACGAGUAAAAGGAUGCAGGACUUACCACCGAAAGGAGGCUAUGGUCCCAUCCAAACAGAGCGGAUUAAACUACGCAGCAUUCUUAAUGCAAAGAGUACAUGGGCGAUUUUCUUUGCCACCCAGGUUGUCGGAUUUUAUGCUUACUAUUUGAACUUGAAAUUGGUUAGACGGAAUCAGAUUGAGAUGAGAAGCGCACGUCUAGCUAUAUGGCCAGCACUGAUAGCGGAACGAGAUAGAGCUGUCUUGAGACAGAUGAGACGCAAUCGUGAUGAGGAGGCAGAGCUAAUGAAGAAUGUCGAGAGAUGGGAAGUUGGCACAUAUUAUGGUGAACCGAUAUACUUCCUGGAUGAAGAAAAUCAAUUUAGGGAACCUCUGUUUAUCGAACACUUUGCACAUUCUGAUCCAUCCGACUACUCGACUCGUUCUUGGCGUCAUUUGUUCACAUAAAGGCAUUGUCAACAAUUUUCAUGCAGGUUCUGGUCAAUUAUAAAUUGCUUAUUCUGGUCAAUUAUAAAUUGCAAACCAAAUAAACCUGCAUGCGUAGUCGGUUGAUAAAAACAA